Molecule: messenger RNA, 1968 nt
Organism: Oikopleura dioica
Lineage: Eukaryota; Metazoa; Chordata; Appendicularia; Copelata; Oikopleuridae
Source: the annotation of a GenBank genome assembly
AUGGCCAUGUAUAAGAUCGCACCAGUGCUCCAGCAGUACAGCAUCGAGGACAAAGAGAUAAUGUACAAAGUGGCGCCGAUCCAGAGCAUCGCGCAGGCGGACGCAGCUCCUCUCGACCUCGAAGUCGUCGAAAGCCAGCAGAACGAGCUCUUCGACAAGCUUAACUCUCUCAGCUCGCGAGUGAACACAGUAAUGAGCGUGCUUUCAAAGAGCGCAGCUACUAUUCCGAAAUCGAACAACGGCGUCAAAUUCAUCGAAAAAUCGAAGCCCCUCGAUAUUGUUAUGAAAAUCAAUCCAUCGCAAUGCAUCCCCACAGGUCUUUCGAAAAUGUGCGAUCAACUGGCGAACCGCGUUAAAGUCGAAGUCAAGACGCUGGUCCACUCGAGUGCCACUGGCUGCGACUGUCAAAUCUUCAAAGCGACGCCCAACCAGGGCAAGACCACCGGCCAAGUCGUGCUCACAGUCAUCUACACUACUGCUGUCCCGGAGACGACAAUUUCAGUCCGCGGCGCUACAGUUUCGGGAAUUGGAAAUGUCUCGCGAUUUUUCGGAAAGCUCUUGGAUAUCUACCCAGAAACGGGAGCAAACGAAGUUUCAGUUGAAAACUGGCUGGACCUAGCCGAUCUCAUUUCGGACCCAAACACGGCGGUGAAAGAGCGAAUGGCCCAGCUGAAAUCUUUAGACGCCCAUCUCUCCAAAAAUAAGUUUGUUUGCGGAAAAGAAGUGACAGUUGCCGAUUUCGCAGUUGUAUCUGCUGCUCUUUGUGUCGACCCGAAGAAGCAUGGGAAGUCGUUGAAGGCGAGUCCGGGCAAAGUGGAUGACGAAUCAGUUCCAAACGCAAACUUUCCCGAAUCACUGGACAAUGGUGACGGGUCUCCACGAGGAGUCGCACGGAAUCGUGGCCAACAAGUUCAAAGACCCGAAAACUGGGAAGCGCUUCGACUACCACAACACUUCGUCUUGGAACGAAUCCCCGAGUUUUGGGGCGGUGAACCGAUUUGGAAAACCAACCAAAAGGCUGGCCACAAGUCGGCGGUGCAGUUCUGGGUAGGCUCGGAGCUCAAAUCGCAGCUGCCGACUUAUUGGGAGGCCUUCAAUGCUUCCAAACCCUUCAUGUCGCGGGUAGACACGAUCGUUGAGCAGCUGCAGUACGAAGACGUUACUCUUGGCUUACUUUACUUCGAAGAGCCUGACGCAACUGGACACAAGUAUGGCCCCGAUAGCCAGGAAGUCAACGACAAGCUAGAAGAGCUGAACAACGUCUUUGGCUACUUGAUCCAGCAGCUGGAAAAGAACGAUCUUUUGGAAAACGAACAUCAUCACUUUAUGGAACUCAUCGACAUCGACAACUCGUACGGGUACGACUGCAACGCCGGAAUCGCGCCAAAGAAUGACUCUGUGAAAGAACUCUUGUACCAGCGACUGGUUGACCUGAAAGAUCCAAAUUUGAAAGUGUGGCUGAAAGAAGAGAUCCCCGCCGAUCUGUAUUACUCGAACAACGACCGAAUUCAAGAUAUCUGGCUCUCCUCAGAAGUCGGCUACGCCAUCGUCUACUCCGAAGACGACUGGGGAAAGACAGGCAACAAAUUCUCGAAUUACGGAUUGCUGGGAAUGCACGGCUUCGACCCGCACUCUGCAGACAUGCAUCCGAUCUUCUUCGCUAGAGGACCCGACUUCGCGAACAAAAGAGAAGAGCAAGAACCGUUCACGAACUUGGACCUCUAUCCGCUCUGCUGCUUCCUCCUCGGUGUCGAGCCAGCGCCCAAUAAUGGCUCUCUCGCUGAAUUACAUGCCUAUCUCGUGCGCCCGCUGGACCUAGCCCUACCUAUCGCGAUGGGCGUGCUGUUUUCCUUCUUCAUCCUUUUGGUGAUCGUCUACGCCAUCUACCAACAGUUCUGGAAGUGGAAGCCGCUCACCCUCCUCCAAGACCAAGACCAAUCAAAUAUUCAAUAUCGCGGACUCAGCUAA